Messenger RNA from Schistocerca serialis cubense, 653 nucleotides. It is a transcript of the gene galla-2, whose product is annotated as MIP18 family protein galla-2. The record is from RefSeq and is a predicted model, not a curated record. The transcript is spliced from 3 exons. Gene Ontology annotation, cellular component: cytosolic [4Fe-4S] assembly targeting complex. The coding region runs from base 135 to 599 and encodes 154 amino acids. Gene Ontology annotation, biological process: iron-sulfur cluster assembly. NCBI's taxonomy places the organism in Eukaryota, Metazoa, Arthropoda, Insecta, Orthoptera, Acrididae.
CGUUGAAGUUGACGUUUAAUGUAGUAACUCUGCCGAAUGCGUGUGUGACUGUGUGUUUAUAAAUACGUACUAAAGGGUCACCCAUUUGGUGAAAGCGGUAUAUUCACGUUGUGUUAUUCACUGUAUCCGACAAUAUGGAUAGGCUUGAAAAUAUAAAUCCGAAGCUCUACAGGAAAUGUGAAGAGCGGCAAAUAACUGAAAGUGAUGAAGACGAUAGUGUCACCGAUGAAUUUGAUUCUAGAGAAAUCUUCGAUCUUAUACGAGGAAUAAAUGAUCCAGAACAUCCAUUAACAUUAGAGGAACUUAAUGUUGUGGAGCUCGACAACAUAUCGGUGGAUAACAGCAAGAAUGAAGUGAAGGUGCUGUUCACUCCAACUAUUCCACAUUGCAGUAUGGCAACAAUCAUAGGACUUUCCAUAAGGGUACAGUUGUUGCGUGCAUUACCUCCCAGGUUCAAAGUCAGUGUGGAGAUUGCACCUGGUACUCAUGCUUCAGAAUCAGCUGUUAACAAACAACUAGCUGAUAAGGAGAGAGUUGCAGCUGCACUGGAGAACUCGCACCUGAUUGAAGUCAUUAAUCAGUGCAUCGUUACUUAUUAAGGACAUUGGUGCGAUAGUGUGCUUCAUGAGAACUUGUUUUUAUAAAGCUGUUGU